This is a messenger RNA of Symbiodinium pilosum, 3858 nucleotides long. The record is from the annotation of a GenBank genome assembly. NCBI's taxonomy places the organism in Eukaryota, Dinophyceae, Suessiales, Symbiodiniaceae.
AUGGUUCUUUGGAUGCAACGCACAAAGCUAAAGGGUCCCCCCUUCCGGGCUGGGGACGUCGUGGACUUUUUGUUCAUGUUGGCAGAGGAGCCGUGUGGACACACUGUUCCUGGGUCGGUUCUCAAGGCACUUUCAUGGUUUGAAAAAGCAGCGGAUCUGGCGCCGGAGCAUCGUGCAACAGCUGGUAGGCUUGUGUGGUCCACUAGGGAGGUCCUUGCCAGGUCACUCAGCAGACCUGAUCGACCCGUCAAACGGGCACCACGCUUGCCUGGGGCCAUGAUUGUUUCAUUGGAGAUCCUUACAGUGAAUCACAGAGAAUCGCUGGGGGUUCGGGUUGGAUCAUUCUACCGUCUGCUCAAGUGCUGGGGAACGCUCAGGCAUGAUGAUGUGCAACGGAUCUGUCCGCAGCGGGUUCGAUUCUUCAGUGGCAGGUUUACUGUGACUCUCAGCAUUAGCAAGACAAGCGGACCUGAUCGUAGGCAGGUGGAACUGCCCAUUGCUAUCACGGAAGACUCCUGGUUGUAUGAACGUGACUGGCUGCAGGUCGGAUGGAGGCUGCUCAUGGAUGCUGCCCCUUUUGACAGGGAUUAUCUAAUUCCAGCACUGCGUCCAGAUUUUGGGGCAUUUCGGAGGCGCAUAGCCUCCUACAGCGAGAUUUCAGCUAUGUCCGCUGCGGUGACCAGGCGGCUGGUCACUUUGGAGGGCUCAAGGCUCGUCCCGGAUGGUCUGGUGGAACUCUGGACAGAGCACAGCGAGCGGGCGACUUUGCCCACGCUGCUUGAUGGGUUCGGCCUGGAUCCACGUGACCGUGACGCCUUAGGUCGUUGGCGGCCUGAGGGUAGUGAUACCUACAUGAGGAGUUUCUCGGCAAAGUUUAAGCGUAUCCAUCGCUACCUAAAAUCCGAGCUGGAGAAGCAGAGACUUGAGGGCGAGCUAGAUGAUCAUGAUGUCCUGGAAGCAGCGUAUGACUGGCUGCGCGCUAGACGCAGCAUGGAGGAUGACGCGGCCAGGCAAAUUGAUGACGAUUUCAGAUCAGCGUUGCGCACUUGGCGGGUUCAGGAUGCAGAUUCUCCAGUCUCCGAUGAGGAGCAGGCAGAUGACGAGCAGAGUGACGACACGGAGCCGGAGGCUUCGAGGGCGGCCAUGCUUGGCAACAACCUGGCCGACUUCUCCUUUGCUGCUGCGGAGGCUGCGCUCAACUUGCCCGUUGCUUUCAUGCUUCUUGAGCAGCCCGAGGAUUUGGGUACAGUCCGUCCAAAGCAGAGACCUUCUUCCAUGUGGCAAAGAAAGGGAUUUCAGAGGCUGCGUCGCCGUGCUCGAGCUCGACACAUCGCGUUCCACCAACGAGACUUUGGAGUAGACUAUGCCAAGCCUACACGUAUCCUGUUGCGGUCAUCUGUGUCGCUGCCUCCCUUCAUGUAUGAGCAAUUGCCAUCGUUUGAUGCAGACGGCUAUUACACUGGGCCAUUGCCGCGACACCCUGAUGCGCCGCCCAUGCGCUCCGAACCAGGGAAAGCUUUCAUUACCACUGGCACCGCUACGUGGCCCUCGGACAUGUGUAGAUGGGUAGCCGAAGCAAUUUUGCAUGAUUUUCUGGCGCUCGUCAACGUUGCUGGCGAGGGGGAUAAGAAGACUUCGCAGCCACGUCAGAUUGGGCCUGACGGGACAAUCACAUUCAACUUCAACUCUGCUGAUAUCAGGAACGUCCCUGAGGAUCCUGGGAUGGCGGAAUCGAUUGCACUGGCAUGUCUUGUUCGGGGUCAGGCCACUGCUGAGGACUUGAAGGCUCUUUCGGAUGCUCUUCCCGACGAGAUUCGUGUCAGGGAAGCAGAUAAACCGCGGAAGGAUCAGAAAUCUUUCACCACGGGGGCCUACAUCCACGGUGACCAGGAGCAACUUUGCUGGACAUGUCGUCCACACGACAAUCUUCUGCUGGCCUGCUCUAGCUUCGAGAACGGGGGACUAUGGACCGAGGCAAAGGGUGGCGUGGCCCCCAGAAUAAUUAGAGGUCACAAGGUGGAGGGAGAGAUCCUAUCGUGGAAGGAUGGGAAAAUCUCCUUCGAUGCUCACCGCUGGCAUGCCACGGAGGACUGGAGUGGUUUCAGACUGGUGCUUGCUGGGUACACCGUGGCGGAGCUUGGUUCCUUGAGUGCUGGGGACUGUUCAUUGCUGCAGGGUGUUGGCUUCUGUCUCUCGGAGACUCGAACUUCAGCUGCUGUGGUCUUUCCUCAGGUUGUCGAGGUCGACCCGACACAUCCGCCAGUGCCUGGAGGUGAGGGACGCUGGGAUCCUUCGCACAGGCUCUACUGUGAAGGGGCUGGCUGGAGAGAGCUCAGGACCAAGCUGGAGGAGAUCGUGAUGAACCAUGCUGGAGGCCCCAUCCUAUUUGACCGGGUCGUCUUCGAAAUGGCUACAAAGGGUGAGGCUGGAUGCAACCUGGUCUCGAGUCCACUCCCACGGACGCCGGAGGUGUACGAGGAGCAGACCACCUGGAAAUUGGAGAUGGGGCCCAACGAUGUGGCGAAGGCUUGGAAGGCGAACUAUGAGUCGGCGGCGGAACAUAUCGGUUAUGUUCGUGAACACUUCGAUGCUGAGGUGGCCGAAGGCCUGAUGCUGAAGCUGGACGAGGAUACCUUUUGGCGCAGGUACGGAGAUGAGGCGGCCCUUUCGGCUAUUGCCGUGUUGGUGGACGAGGGGAUCAGGUGUCUUGACAAGGUUCGCUCACCUGGAGCUCGGGAAAAGCGCUACUUGCUCCGCUUCCUGAAGGAACAUCAAUGUGCUGCGCUCUCGGUCACGGGAGACAUCUCCAAGGCACACAGGAGAUUCCGCCAUUCUCCCGAUGAGUGGGGCUACCUGGGAUGCAAGGCGUCUGAUGCAGAUGCCUAUGUGUAUGUGAAUUGUGUAGGAACGUUCGGGGUGGCAUCGGCAGGGUAUUGGUGGAGCCGUAUCUCCGGAGGCGGUCGCUGGAGACCGUGCGGGACUGUCAUCUCCUAUGCUUCACUGGCGGCGCUGGGCUUCCCUUUUAAAUGGGCAAAAACCUGCGGCGGCUUCGUGGUGGAGUGGGUAGGCUUCGAGACGGCUUACUUCUCCUUCACUGGCAGAGUGGCUGAUCCGCUGGUGCAUGGAGGUCGCCACGUCGGGGCGGGCUACAUGGUCCGACUUCUCGUGCGCAUUGGGGAGGCUUGGCUUUGGGGCAAACGCGUUGUCUUGGGAGCGGCCGUUUCUUGGGCCACUGUACUCAUGGUCGGCAGCUACACGCGGCAAGCAUGGCCCCCUCACGAUUCCGGUGAUGAUCAGGGUGAUCCUCAGGCGUCCGGGAAGUCUGAGCUCACCUUCUUUUCGGACGCAAAGGCGGAGAAUGGCAGGGCCUAUGUCGGUGGCUACCUCUGGAACGGGACCAUUGCAAGCCUUGAAUUGCUGGGCACUCUCAUCUGCGUAAAACUUUGGGGAAGCCGGAUGUCAGGACGAUCUCGGAGCGCGGGAAGCAUCGCCGGGGCGACGGACAAUCAGGGCAACACAUACGCUGUCGCAAAGCUGAUGUCCACCAAGUACCCCCUUCCCAUUCUGCUGAUGGAAUUGUCGGAGACUCUUAGGCUUGGAUCCGUCUUCUUGGACUUGCGUUGGGUCCCCAGGGAGCGAAAUCAAUGGGCAGACGAUCUUACCAAUGGCGAGUUCGGUCACGUUCCCAUGGAUAGAAGGCAGGAGCUUGAUGCCCAUGCAAUGCAGUGGCAUGUUCUCGGGAGGCUACUUGAUGUGGCUCAGACCUUUCAUGACGAGAUGGUCGCGGAGAAGGAGGCUGCUAAGCAGGGCCGGGGAGGUGGACAUGUUUCAUCGGGCACCGUGCGGAAGGCCAAAAGG